AUGGAUAAUAGUGAUAGGAAGAGGAGGUUCGCUGAUUUUAUAAAUCCUCCCAAUUUUGAAGAUUUAGUUUGGAAAAGGUCUAAGCAUAUGCAGAAGCUCAGGAAAGAGAGGAAGUAUUCAAACAGACUCAAACUCGUGAAGAAGCAUCUUGAAGGCAUCAAGCAAGUAUCAGAUGUAUUGGCUAAAGAAGUGGAGGAAAACACCAAGGAGAAUGAAGAAAAGAUCAGCCAGAUGAUCUCACAGAGUGACUUUCAGUCAGGAAACAACUUUACAAAUUGCCCAAUCCCUCUUAAAGAGUUCAACAAGGAGCUUGAAAUUGGCAUCCAUGAACUUUGAGAUGUCGCAAAUGAAUACUUGAAGGAAAGAGAGGGCAUUAUCAACAUUUCAAAAGAAGAGAAUACCUACCUUCAUCAUUGCCUUCUAUCCUGCCUCAUUCGCGUCUACGGAGCAAUCACUACAUUUAUGCAGAUGUUUACAGAUUCUUGCUUGGAAACUCCAAUGGUUUCUGCUGAAAACUGAGCUUUAAUUUAUCAGAAAGUGAUUUUCAAGAUAUUUAUCAAAUUCCAGAGCAAUGAAGAAUACAUUGAAUGCCUACCCUUCUGUAUUUUGUAUAUGUGUCUCACUUUGUUGAAGAAGCUGAAUGAUGUAAACCUUCAAAGCAUAAAACAGAUCCUGAAGGAGAAUACAUGGAGCGAGGAGUUAACUAACCAGCUUAGCAUGGUCAACUCAAUGGUCAUGCUUGAUUACCAGUUCUGGAACUUUCAGAAUGAGUCUAUUGCUCACAAGAAAUUAGUUGAAGAUGUAUCAAAAAGCAUCCAUCCUUUGUAUAUUGAAAAAUGGAACUAUCCAUAUCUUGAGCUCAUCAAUCAUCUUUGUAAGGAAUUUCAGCUACCUGAAGACCCAGAUGACCACAACGCUAAAGAGAACUAUGAAAACACACUAAAAUUUUUAACCAAUGUAGUUGAGGUAUACCUCUGUAGAUAUCCUGGAGGCAGUAUUGAUGGGUUUCAGAUCCUCAUAAAGUCCCUAAAUCCUGUUUUCAAGCAAUUUUUGGAAUAUGACUUGAUGAAUCCUAUCGAUAUGAGAAUAUUUGGAAAUGCUCUGAUUAUCAUCAGACUUCUCAUUAAGUUAGUCUCUGAUCCAAGCUCUACCUGCAGAUGUAUCCUAGAUGAAGCAGAAGACCUUGUUGAUGCUCUAAUCUGUGCUUAUAAGAAUGUUGACUGGAUCAAUUUUGAUGAAGAUAAUGAAGAUAUCCCUUCACUUGACAGCAAGAAAGUGACUCUGUAUCUGCUGAGCAGGUUUUGUAAGUACGAGAGCAGAAAUAUACAGAGAGCGAGAAUGUUACUUACAGCAGGGAUUCCUAAAUCUGAAGCAUGGGAACAUGUAAAUAAGGCGAGAGUGAUAGACAGAUUAAGAGAAGAGCAUCUGGCGAUUAAUUUUAAAUCAGAGUCUGGCUUUGUAAUUCUUAAAAGCUUUAUUGCUUCUGCCCAAAUGCACCUAUCUCCUUCCCGCACUUACAUAUUUUCCACAGAGCCCUACAAAUCCUCAGCUGGCACUGACCCAUGGAUCUCUGAAAGCGGGAUUCUGGAAGAAGAGAAUUAUGUACAAGAGGAUGAACUGGAGUAUGAUAGGGUGGUGAAUGGAGGGAUUUCAGUGCAGGGAUUGUGGCAAGGGAUUGUGAAGGCCGUAGGAGGGGAAGAAGAGGAUGGAGGGGAGGAGGAGAUGUAUAGGGUGGUCAUUGAGGUGGUGCAGGUUGUACUGGAGAGGUUGUUGAACAAUGCACCGAAAUUUAUACGCUCGGUUCUUUUGAAAACCUCCUUGAUUAGAACAGCCUUUGACAUUGCUAAAUCUCCAGUCACUGAUAGGAAGCACAGUAACAGACUCAAGACUGACUCCCUCAGGUUCAUAAACAGCAUUCUGAAAUUCUCAGAUUCUGAACAAGACAUACUCGAAAUGAUCGGGGAGAAUGGAAUAGAAGACCUGUACAUCGACCACAAGCUAUGCAACAGUGAGUUCAUCCAAGAACUCAAGUGCCUAGAAUCUUACUUUAAUUAAAACUCAUUCAACC
This is a messenger RNA of Moneuplotes crassus, 2068 nucleotides long. Lineage: Eukaryota; Ciliophora; Spirotrichea; Euplotida; Euplotidae. The record is from the annotation of a GenBank genome assembly.